AUGAAUAGCAACGCCAAAAUACCAGUCGAAGUCAAUCCGGACGAGGACACUGAAUGGAAUGACAUUCUUCGUGACCAUGGGGUAAUUCCGGAAAAGCCACCUUCGCCAACAGCCCAAUUGGAAGAGGCAUUAGAAGAGGCAGUUAAAAAACAGCACGAAAAUAGGUUAGAAAACAAGGAUUUAGAUGAACUAGAUGCACUUGAAGACGAAGAAGACGAAGAGUUUCUCAAUUUUUACAAACAAAAGAGAAUGAAUGAGAUAAAAAAGUUGUCUGAGCAGAAAAAGUAUGGACUGGUUUUGCCAAUCAGCAAGAAUGAAUAUGAGAAUGAAAUCACCAAAGCUCCAAAGGGAACCACAGUGUUGGUUCAUUUGUCCCUUCAAGCAAGCUUGCAAAGUAGACUAUUGGGGUCGUUACUAUCGCAAUUGGCAAGAAAGUUUCCAGAGUUGAAAGUUUGUGAUAUACCAGCGCAGAGGUGUAUUGAAAAUUACCCCGAGUCUAAUUGUCCUACCCUUAUAAUAUACAAAGAUGGCAAUGUGUUGAAGCAGUAUGUGACGUUGACCCAAUUGGGAGGCAACUCUACAACUUUGAGAGACUUGGAGAGAAUCUUGCUCAAUCUUCAUGUUUUGGACGACAAUGACAAGAGGCUUGUUAUAAAUGACGAGGACGAGGAGUUGCAACAGGAAAAGAAACUCCGCUUUGCAAAGAAAUCUAUCAGAGAUGAUGGCGACGACGACAACGACGACGAUGACUUUUACGAUUGA
Messenger RNA from Lodderomyces theae, 762 nucleotides. RefSeq lists its product as uncharacterized. The record is from RefSeq and is a predicted model, not a curated record. The transcript has a single exon. Gene Ontology annotation, biological process: protein folding. Bases 1 to 762 code for a protein of 253 amino acids. Lineage: Eukaryota; Fungi; Ascomycota; Pichiomycetes; Serinales; Debaryomycetaceae. Gene Ontology annotation, cellular component: cytoplasm.